AUGUGCAUUAGUGACCUAGAUUUAGCUCCAAGACGGAUAUAUAAAUCUCCCAUACUGCCAGUACGUCAACGUCUGUAUAAUUUAUAUGAAUUCGUUAAAGAGAAAAUAAAAAAAUUUAAUCUUUUUGAAUCAAAACCGUUAUCAAUUGAUGCACAUGAAAUAACAAAUCAACUCCACUCAACACGUUUAUUUAUCAUUACAUUUACUGUUGCAUUAAUUGUUCUAGUGUUUUAUACAUCACUCAGUAACAGAACAGUAACAGUUACAAUCAAAUCACCCACAUUAGAACACUAUUCAGAAUUACAAGAAAAAUAUCCACAAACUUUGUUAUGUCCAUGUACAGAAAUAUCCAUUCCUUAUAGUAAACUAAUCCAACUGUCACCAACCUAUCAUCAACUUUGUUCAAGUCAAUUCAUUACGGAUGAAUGGUUUCAAUAUACCGUUUAUAAGCUGUACCUUACUCCAACAGAAUUAAUUCAUGAUGAUUUUCGUUGGAGAAGUUCCUUCGGAUUUCAAAUGUUAUCGUCAUUUUGUCAAUUAUCAUCACAAACAAUCAAUGAUGAAUUGUUAAGAUUUUAUUCAUUGCUCUAUUUAAGUUCAUCAUCAACAAUAACAUCCAACCACACAUUUCAGGUAGAAAUUCAAGCAUUAAUUAAACAAUUUCAAUCAACAACAAAGAAUUCAUUUCUACAAAUAUUACAAUUAAUACUCGAUAUAACACAAUCAAAUAGUUUAAUAUCUGGUUUAAAUACAAAUUAUUAUGUAACUUUACUUGGUACUGUGGAUAAUUUGGUUACUGUAUUUUAUCCUCGACGUUAUAAUGACUGUUAUUGUCAAAUAACAUAUAAAUGUAAUGAUUCAUCAUUUGUGGUGAGUGCUAAUGGUGAUUAUAUGGAUGAAAUACCGGGAUUUAUGGAAGGAUGUUUUAUUGUUUAUUCAUUAUUACAAUCAACGUUAGAAUGUUGGUAUCAACAAAGUUGUUUUCAACAAUUAAUAAAUUAUAUAAAUGUAACAACAACAAGUAAUUUUACAAUACUUGAUCCAUCACAACCAAGUCAAUAUCAACCAACAACAACAGUACAAGAAAUUGUUAAUAAUUUAAUGAUUGAACAAUGGAAUUCCAAUGUAUCAUUUGAAUCAUAUUAUCAACAAUGUCAACCAAAUGAAUGUCGUUAUACAUAUACUGAAAACUUAGAUUAUUUAUAUACAAUAACAACAAUAAUGGGAUUAAUUGGUGGUCUGAGUACGGUUCUGACAAUAUUAAUACCAAAUUUAGUGAAUUUAAUAAGGAAACGGAAGACACCCUCAAUAAACAAAAACGGUUAG
Messenger RNA from Didymodactylos carnosus, 1326 nucleotides. The record is from the annotation of a GenBank genome assembly. Lineage: Eukaryota; Metazoa; Rotifera; Eurotatoria; Philodinida; Philodinidae.